Molecule: messenger RNA, 1401 nt
Organism: Diaporthe citri
Lineage: Eukaryota; Fungi; Ascomycota; Sordariomycetes; Diaporthales; Diaporthaceae
Exons: 2
Coding region: 1-1401 (466 amino acids)
Source: RefSeq, a predicted model, not a curated record
AUGGAGGAGUCGCAGAACGCGGAGGAAGACUUGCUUGCCUUUCUCCAGCCGCUGACGAUGCUGGAUGAGUUCACAUUCGAGGCGCGAACCCGUCACUUCGAAGAUUCAUCCGACGAUGUCGAUCAGGAGCCAAUCCCUGGCCCAGCGCCGCCCGUUCCCAUGGCUCCCAUGGCUCCCACGGCCCCUGUGGCCCCUAUGGCACCCAUGAAUCCGAUAGACCCAAUAGACCCGGCGGCGCCUGUGGCCCCUGAGCCACCGAUGGUAGAACCCAACGGGGCUGCGAGCUUACCACCGCCCGAGACAAAUGGGCACGAGGAGGACAAGACCGCAAUCGAGCAGGACGAUGAUGCGAUAGAAUACGAGACACCGAAAGUCACCCGCAAGAGCCCGGCGAAACGUUCAAUCAGGAGCCGCGCAACGCCCAAGGCAAGAGAAGGCGGGGACGAGUCGUCACACGACAGUGCCGCAGAACUUCUGAAGAGGUUCGGCACUUCCUCGGCCAAGAAGCGAGUCGAGGCCAAGCCAGACCCCGAGAGUGGUCCCGAAGCCAAUGGUGGAAGCCCAGUGAAAACCGGGAAGAGGAAGACGAGGACGGCCACCGUGGAGUCUGCGGUCUUUGAGGCAGAAUCGUCACCUGACCCUUGGAAGUUCGAGGUGGUCAUCAAGCCUUUGCGGCCUGCAGAAGCUCAGGAGUACACCAAAGUGCCACCGGGUGACGAGAUUUACCGCGUGUUGGAGGUUAUCAAGACGGAUGUUCCUGGCGAAGCGUGGCUUUCAGUGGAAUUUGAGGACGGCCGUGUAGAUCAGGUGGCUUUAGACCAGCUUUCGAGCUAUCCGAACGGGCGUCAGGCUCUCGCAUACUUCAGAAAGCCACAAACCAUGGAUUCGGAUCCGGACGAUUACCAGAACAUUGGCUACACACGUCCUUCAAAGAAGCGCAAAGCUAUUACCCAGGACCCUGACUACGAGGGCAACAUGGAUGUUGAUGAGGAUGACGCCAUGAUGGAUGACUUGGACGACAUUGACGAGGACGAUGAUUACCCAGUUCAUCCCGGCCACCACCGCAUGAAGCAGAAGAUGCGGAACUUAGGUCCCUCUUCUCGGACACGCGGCAGUGACCGAAACCGGCAGUUGCAGCCUCCGCCCGACUACGCUGUAGACGACUACCAGUCUGAAGAUCAAUCAGACCGAAAGCGCAGGAGCAAACGAAGCUUGCGAAAGAAUGCUGGGGCUUUUCGAUCCAAGACAUUGUCUUCGCAGUUUGAGGACGACAUUGACGAGCUCCAGAACGAGGACGAGUUCAUAGUCAAGUCAGACCUCGUGCCUGAGAGAAAGUCUCGAAGACGUGGUGGUAAUGCUCGCCUCCGUCGUGGCAGAGCCUCUAUCUUUGCCAACCGAUGA